AUGUCCUCCACAAUACCUAAGGUCGUCCAAGUUGGCGAUACCUAUCACGUUGAAGGACGUCCACGAGAGGACUUCAAGAUUCUGAAUGUCUACCAUCCAUCCAAUAUUCCAGGGAAAGCUGUCGUCAUCAUCUCGAUCGAUAUGGUUCCUAACGCAGCUACACCUCCGCAUACCCACUCGGGUGCAGCAGCCAUUGCGAUCAUGAUUGAUGGUGUUGCGUUGAAUCAGAUGAACUGCGAUGAUCCUAUCGUCUCCCAGAAAGGAGAUAUGUGGUAUGAGGCCCCCGGCUGUCAUCACGCUCGAUCGGAGAACAAUGGAUCGGAAAAAGCUAAGUUCUUGGCCGUUCUUAUUAUUGACGAUGAAGUUAUCAAGGAUGGGUUUCACAAUAUCGUUGUUUUAGAUGCUGAGCAAGAGGGUACUGCUGCCGCCUGA
Molecule: messenger RNA, 432 nt
Organism: Penicillium samsonianum
Lineage: Eukaryota; Fungi; Ascomycota; Eurotiomycetes; Eurotiales; Aspergillaceae
Product: cupin domain-containing protein
Exons: 2
Coding region: 1-432 (143 amino acids)
Source: RefSeq, a predicted model, not a curated record